AAAAAAGUACUCUCGCACAAGUACUCGUAGAAAAGCGCUAGUGCAAGAACUGCGAGGACGUACUUCUUAGCGGUCAAAAACGAGCCUCAAUCUCCAACGAAGAAGUUAUCUUGGCACUAGAGUAUAAACAUCACGACAACAAGCACCCGUGAACCAAGAUGGAGAAAAGCAGUCGUAAUGCGUAUAAGACGGCGUUGACCGUCGAGCCGGAACGCGUCGACUUCCGCGAUAUUGAGGUUGGCGUCUCCUACCGCCAGACGAUCGUCGUCCGCAAUACCACACAGCAUGCACGUAGAAUCCGCUUCGUGCCUCCUGGCGUCAGGGCUGGGUGUGCCAGAAACGACAGCAAAUUUCGGCUCAUCUACGACAACAAGCUGGCGAUCGCGCCGGGAAUGGCGGUCACGGUGGAAAUCGAGUUCUGCAGCAUAUCAGAACCAGGGGAUUUCGUGGACAGGUUGUUGGUAACGAGUGACGAUUUUCGGUUCGAAGUGCCUCUGCAUUAUGUGACGAUUUUCGGUGAAGAUUGACGUUGUCUUCAUUCUUGUCUCUACAUUUUUUCUUCCUCCUAAUUCGCUUGUGCUUAUAUCUAGUCUCCUGAACCUUACUUUCCAAUAGUAUUCUUGUCCUCUCCUACUUUGAUGUGUUAGCUACCAACCUAGUAUGGUCGUGAUUGCUCCUGAAAAUCAUGAAUUUUUUGCGGCACUUGAAUGUUAGACGCAGUAGUAGCUCAAAUUGCUGCAACAUGUUUAAUAUCGAGAGCACUUCUUCAACAUCUCACUCUAAGUCUCAGCCACCAUGCCUUGCGCGAUCCUCGAUUUUACCCGCUUUCUGAAUUUCGGCAACGUCAUCGUGCAGAAGCGAUUCGUAGAAGAAGUCACAAUCUUCAAUACCGGUUCUGCCCGAGGUCAAUUCGAGUUUCCGGACAAAAUCCAGCAUGAACACUUCAGUUUGGAGUAUCUACCGCAGAAGGACUUUGUGGAGGCGCACAGCCAGCGGACAGUGCAAUUGGAACUCAACUGCUUCGACACACCGCAUACGCUGCACGAAUUGCUGGAUGUGAACUUGAAUUAUGGCUAGGGUUCUUAGAACUCUAAUACAAAAACUAUACCUACCUCCUGCUGUUAUAAGAAUUGGGAAUUGAUUCAAUUAUAUCGAAUGGUGCACUCAUCAUCUUUUCCUUUCUCUCCUCUAAUCCCAAGGCCAAAGCUCCCUAGUCGCGGACAAGAAGUCUCUCGACGUGCACGGAACCAUCCUGAGACAGAACUUGCACGUCAUCUUCGAUGCGCAAGAAAUUUCCGACUUGCACUUCGGACAUGCCUAUUUCGGCAAUACCGUUUCGAGGACGAUCCAGCUCUUGAACGACGGACCAACGCCUUUGAGUUUUGCUUGCAUGGUCAGGACAGACGGUCAGCGAAGCUCGGGGGAUGCGAAGCAGGAUGAGACGACGCUGAAGAAUGCAUGGACGAUGUCGCCGUCAUCGGGGACAGUGCCGGAAUUCGGGAGCUUGCCGGUAUUAUAUUUGGUUGAAAUAGAAGACGUUGAUGGAGAAAUUGAUGUUCAUUUCCAGGGACUAGUAAAGCCUAGUACAUAGCGUGAUGUCUCUCUCGUCCUUAGCUAAUAUCAAAUUUCCUCUAACAGGUAACAAUCACCUUCUGCCCUCCGGUCUUCGAGGAGACUAAAGGUUUUGUCUGCACACGAAGACCGCAGGAUAAGAUCUUUGACUUCGGAGUGAAGUUUGUCCUGGAAUCCGAGGAGCUGAGGGAUGACCAGGUCAUCCACGUAAUGCUGCAUUCGAAGGCUAUUGUGCCAUCGUUGAAAGCGGAUCCAGCAGCACUGCAAUUCGGUCUGUGUGAGACGAAUGAUAGUUAUGCCCUUGGGUCUGAGUAACACGUCCCGUCCAUUAUUUUGACAAAGAACAAUUGAAGUAGAUCCGACUCUCUUUUCCUAGAGACAUACUUACUCUUUUACUAUAGACAUUCUCUUGUUUACUUUUAGAAUAUCUUGAGUCUGCACUUGCUUCUUGCUUCCGUUCUCGUCCUUGAUAAAUUUCCUUAAUCGAUUCACACAAUUCUCACUACUACAAGCUAAUAAUCAAUUGUGGUUUACUACAGACCUCUGCCUCACCGACUACACACCGACACCCCUUUCAUACCCUACGAGACGUGGUCAUGAAGUUGGAAAACACACACGACGUGUUGCCAGUCAAUUUCUCGAUCCCUGUGAUUCCGAACUAUCGAGUCUCCCCAGAAACCGGUGUUUUGUUGCCUAGACAGGUAGCGCAGAUUAUGGUUUCGUUUUUGCCGAAGCAGUUGGGCGUCUUCAACCAGCGGCUGGAGAUUCUCUACAACAAUGAACAGUACUCCGACUACAACUAUUCCUUGUGAUCAUAUUAUGUUCAAAGCUUGUGAUGUGAAUGAUUUACUACAACUAUUCCUUGUGAUCCUAUUAUGUUCAAAGCUGUUUCGCGAUGCAUGAUUCAGGAUUUCAAUAACUUUACAGUGCCUUCUACCAGAAAACCCACCACCAGGUAUUCCAUGUCCGUCUACCUCCACGGCGAAAGCGCGAAGAUGGGCUACAAGAGGAAGCCGGUUAAGGGUCUCGAGAAGGUUGGUGCCGACUUUGAGCCGCCUUACCACUACGUCAACGUGGAGGAGCUCUACACCACCGCGCCACCACAUAAAAGGCAGAUGGCUUCGCUCACGGCGAUCAUGAAAGCCGACGUUGGCAGUCUAGAAGCCACUCACGCUUUAGAAAGCGUGAUGGCGGACCAGCCAGAGCCAACCAUGUACACUCUAGCGCCCUCAGCGAUGCAGGAAUACGUGAAGAACAAGCAGUGCUACAACAACUACCUCAAGGAGUCACGAAAAACUAGGAAACAGGCGGAGUACUGGGAGAAGCGAGGUGGGAAACCUACUAAAGACUUCGACAUCUUCUACGAGGACGAUGCGGAUGUGGGCAUAAAACCAGGAAGCGGGUUGAAGAGUCCGAAAUACAGUGUGAACGAAGUCGAACAAGCGAAAUUGUGGCUAGCUAGGCCUUUGGAUCACGACGACCCGAAUGUCAUUCGUGGUGUCACUGGUUUGAGGUAUACGCAUGACGAGAACAAAAUCGUCCGGAAAAAAUGGAAGACUGCGCCAACCACACAAGCAGAAGUCCGCGACUGCACUCACGAAUUACUUCCAGCGCAGUUGUCCUUGAUUUCCUGUGGACCGAAGAAGAUUGACUUCGGCAAAAUCUUCGUCAAGUCUACUGGUAGUAAAUGCUUCUCGGUCUUCAACGACUUACCUCAAUCAGUCGUCGUAGCUUUGCAGCUAGAAGGCGUGGACGCACUGAGCGAGACGAAUCCUAGUUCUCAAGUAGUACCAAGCGCCCACGCAGCUGGCUUUGAUCUAGUAUUGACGAGUCCAGUUCCGAGGAUUUUGGACAAGAUCAUUACGUACACGAUCAACGGAAAGCAUGCGCAGAAACUGCAAGUCAUGGGAGAAGUGACACCAGUAACGAUCAUAUUGCCAGUGCAAGAUUUAAGCUUCAAUUUCGGGGACUCACUGGAUAGGACGCUGGCGGAGACGGUACUAGAGAUUAGUUUCGUAAGACUUUGUUAUACUUUAGAGUGACAUCAGAUUGAACUAUGUACGUAUUCAAUGAGGCCCAGGAUUGUUUUGAGUCACAACAAGGAUUAGAAGAGAAGUAUUCGUCAUUCUACCAAAUGGCAUCAAUCUUGGCUUCAUCCACCCACCGCGUACACUACCAACAACAGGUCUUCCUCGAAAACCCUGGCAACUCGAUUGCACGUUUUGCUUGGCAAGUGCCACCAGGCAGCCCCUUUUCCGUCACGCCAGAAAAGGGCAGCGUCAAAGCGUACGCCAAACAAGCAGUCACCGUUUCCUACACCCCCUUCCCCAACACGACCAACGCCGAAGCCUACCUCGUCCUCAAAGUCGAGGAUGGUGUCGACCAAGGUAUACAGUGUAGUGGAAGCUGUCAAGAGGGUUUUGCGGUGUUUGGCCAGAGGAAACUGGAUUUUGGAGUGUUGUCGGUGGGUAACACAGCAGAAAAAACGGCAGUGCUCAAAAACGAAGGUGGAACUAAUGCAGUAUUUUUCGUAGACUCCGAAAUUGAGGGAGUAACGAUCCAACCAAUGCGAGGAAGCAUUCCAGUCGCGUCCACUGCGGAGAUAUCGAUCGCGAUCACCUUGGAGCAGCCGCAGGUACUUGGACGUGCAGCUUAUCAUCAAUGCUGUUCGCACCGUUUUUGUAUUUGAAAAGAGACGAAGAUGUUCUUGUUCAGCAGCAUGAUCAUCAAGUGCCCCUUCUUUGCUUGCGCUAGGAUUAGAGCGCUAGGACUGAGGCAGCCUUUCUCUUUUGUCAAUCUCACACAGGUCCUCGACACCGUCAUUUCCGUCGCCAUUCGUGGCGGCAAGACCAUUCGACUGCCAAUUUCCGCACAAGCUGUUGUGCCAAAUAUCGAAGUUGAAGAGACAGAGUUCGAAUUUGGUCAGCUCACCCUCGGUGCUGUCCAAACUCUGCCCUUGACAAUGCGCAACAGCAGUGCAGUUGAGGGCACGCUGUACAUCAACUUGCAGGACGUGCCAGAGUUCACCCUAGCUGCUGUGGACGAAUCAGAUCCGUCUAUGGCUGUCUAUUUUGAACGACUGACAUUUGACCAAUACGCGCAAUUAGUCGGCCUUGGUGACAUGGGUAGAAAGCCAGGAGGUCGAAAAACGGGAGGUGCAGACGCAUUCGGGAUGAGCGGAAACAACGCGUUGAAGGCACAAUUAGCGGGUGAAGAAGACGAGGAGGAAGAAGAAGACUCACAAAUCUUCAAAGUGACGGUGCCGGCGAAUAGCAGCAUAAACUUGCAGUUGACCUAUCAACCGGCGGAUUUAGUUAUGACUGUGAAGAUUCUCGUUUCUUGUUUUUCUUCGAUCUCAUGUCUAGUGUCUUUCUACUUAUACAAGAAGUACUCUCAACACUGUGAUCGACUUUGUACUGCAUACAUUUUUUUACAAGUAAAAGUAGUCUCAACAAGAUGAUUAGUUUCUCUUUCGAAAUGAAAAAUCCUCUAAUCUUUGCCAGCACAUGUUCGAACUUCCGUUCGUCGGUGCAGGCAACACCAAAGUGCCCGGCUGCUCUCGCGUCGUCCACGGCGAGGCCCUUCGACCACGCAUGCUUUUUAGCACUACCACAUUCGACUUCAAGACCAAGGUCGUGCCCACAGGGAUGCACGGCCAAGCUUCUGUUUUGGAACUCCAUGUUCACAAUGCCGAUGAUUACCCGCUUUUGUGGAAGAUUGACGCUUCGUCGAUCAGUGACGUCUUCCUAGUGGAUCCUAUCGCCGGAAAUUUGGCUCCGGAAGAAGACCAAGUAAUCAAAUGCUCGUUUUUGCCACAACAGGCGAUUCCAUAUCAGAGUCAGCUACCGGUGUUUAUCUCGCCACCGAGAACUGAAGGCAUGCGGGCAGACGUAACGCAGCCACUGCCGAUUCAAGAAGACGCUUUGCCUUAUUUGGAGUUGAGGUACUAAAAAUUGGUUUGGCUUUACAGCGUUGGAUUGACUGAGAUUUUUUAUUGCACCCUUUUCUUGAUGUUGACAACAAGAAGAAACGCGAUGACGUCGUGCUUUUUCUUCUAUCAGUCAUUCUGACAUGUCAACCGCUUCUAUCCCUCACCCUCGUCCAGGCUCCGCGGACAAGGUUCCGUCCCGAAACUGACCUUUGACCAAAGAAUGAUUGUUCUCCCAACCGUUCCCCUCGGAGUGACCGCGAAAGCGCAGUUUAACAUCAUCAAUGACGGCUACGAGAACAUCGAUGCAGAAUACCGUCUUCCAGCCGAAUACGCCAAGAUUCCGAUCCAGGUCCGAUUCCCAGAAGGCCAGCAACUGACUCUCGCGCGUAGUAAGCUCCCUGUGGAGAUCGAAUUCAUUAGCACGAAAGCUCUGUCUUUUACGGCAAAGCUGGAAUUCGUGGAUCCGGAUGGCAACGGGUACGUGAUCCCGAUUAGUGGCACAGCGGACAACUGCAUCCUGUCGACCUCGCAGUACCUAGUGGAGAAUGCGGCAGACUACACCUUGGAGGGUGAUCAAGUGGUGACACUGAAGACGACUGCACCCUGUCUGCCGAUGCCGGACUCGAGGGUGUAUCAAGAGGGCCUAGAUUCUUUGCUGAGGUGGUUGAAUGGUAUUGCUUUCCGCGUUCCCAUCGAGAACUUUCCCCUAGAUUUGAUCUUGCAACAAGGCAAACCGUUGUUCGAGGUGAUCGAAUUUUUUAGCGGGAAAAACGCUCUGUCAGCACCCUUGAAAGAGCGACCAGGAGCCAGUGGACCGGGAGGCGACGGGGAGAAGACGGGAGGCAAGAAUCAACCGAAGGACUUGAUCAAGAUCAACGGCAUUGUGCAAAUCUACGAAAAAGCAUUGAACUUCUGCAAACAACAUGGCUGCUUGUUGUCGAUGGUCCGACCAGAGUACUUGCUGAGUCAAGACUUGUACGUUCGCUAUGUGCAGUUGACAACAGCAAAAAGCGGAGGAACGGUCAGCAAGCGACAAUUGGAGAAGAAUUUUGUCUCGAUUUCUCUAGAAGCGUGGACAAAUUUCGUGAUGCAAGUAGUGAAGGUGUUUUUGUUGAACCGUGUCACUCCGAAGUCGUUCCGAAAGGACUUGCCAGGCAUGAUGCCAGAUGACGAGGACGAGCAGCCAGAGGAGGGCGCUAGCAAAAUGAAGAUUCCCAUAGAGUUGCAGACUUGUCUAGACGUACGAGGAAUGGCGGAUUCUAACAUCUACUCCGUAUCGGAAUCGAUUCUCUUGCGAUGGCUCAAUUACCACUAUUGGAAGUGCAACAAGGAGGAGAAGCGCUUUCCGCCUAGGGUGAUUCGGAAUUUCGACUCAGAUUUGCAGGACAUGACCGUUUUUGGUAUGGUUUUAUGGAGUCACGCGCCAUUUAUCGCAGAACGUCUUAGGCCGAUGAAGUAUCCGCCAGCCAACGCGAUUCAGCUUGCUACCAACGGCAACUGCGUUCUUCAGGCAUUGCAGGAUUUGCAACUCCAGUAUCCCUUGACCAAGGACGACAUCUUAGCGGACCCGAAUGGACGAGACUUUCUGUUUUUAGCCUUGUUCUUGUUCCAAAACCUUCCGCAUUACGUGCCGAAAACGGUGAUUCAGUACCAAACCAUGUUGGGUACGAAUUUGACCAAGAGCAUCGAGUUGACGAACCCAUCACGGCAUGUGGUCACCUACUCCGCAACACUUCGAGGCAGUGGAGAAUUUGUUUGUCCGCAGAAAGAGCCUCUCCGCAUUGAGCCGAAGCAGAGCUGUUCGUUCCCAGUCCAGUUUCUGUCAAAAUUUACACGGUCUAGCGACGCUCUACUCACCUUUACAAGCAGACGAGAAGGCAACCUUCACGCAGCAGCGAUUACCUUUAAGCUCCAAUCCAAGUGCAAUGGGCGGAAGCCUAGGAAAAUUUUGCACCAAACAGCAGUCGUCUACGAGGUUGGCGCAGAAGACAUCGAAAUCGAGAAUCCGUUUCCGGAAGAUGCGGAUUUCAAGAUCACUGCUAUUCCGUUCCAGCACGUCACGGAAUUCCCGUCUACUAGUCCACCGGUCACGGCGUUUGGUGAGGGCAACGAGCUGAUAAACAAGGGAACUAGCACGUUGCAGCACCCCAUUGACCCGUUUCAUCUGUCGCAGGGGCAUGUCAAGAUUAAUUAUGGGAGGAUCAUGAUGCGCAUGUGAGUUUUAUUUCAUUCUUUCGAAGUACUUAGUUAAUAGGCGGAUCUACUACUCUUCUGCCUAGUAUUUACAACUCCCACAAACAAUCCUUCUCUAAUACUCGGGCAACAGUUCGGCGAAGAUUUCAGUCUCCUUCUUGCCGUUCGAGGUAGGACACUUUGUUACGCAAUUGCAGUUCUACGAUGGCAAGGUGGGAGAGUUCUACAUCGAGGUCCAGGGUAGCAGCACGCCACCAGGACCAUUGGAACUCUUCAAGGUGGCGAUGAAGGUCGAGGAAGUUGGUACUAAGAUUACUAGUCUAGUAGUUAAGAUGAAAGGUUGAAUUGUGGUGAUUUUACUUGUUGAAAACGCGACUGAGUCGUUUUGAAGGUGUCAGGCUAGGUCGUAAUAGAGAAUUUUGUUUCUAACAAGUCUAUCAAUCCAAAGCUCACACACACGCUCUCUCUCUCUCUACCCCUGUCACAGGCCUCAAAGAGCUGGCGAUCCCCUACCGAAACAGCCAGUUGGACAAGGCCAGACAAUGGAUUGAGGCCAAGAUGAUUCGAGAGGGCAAGAGCCAGGGUGCAGUAGCGCAGGUUCUGAGGGUGUUGCCAGAAAAGGUGACGUAUGACAUCCAACUUUCAAGUCCGUACUACAAGUCGCCCAAGGAAAUAAUAGUCCACAGACCAGAGGGCUCGACGGAUAGCAGUGGAAAACUCAAUCUAGAGUUCAGGCCGAAGGAGCCGGGUGUGUACCCAUGCUCCAUCACGCUAGUAUCGAGCCUGGAUAUCAGGAUAUACCAGGUUGAAGGUACUUCAGGAACUUGUCGCAUUUCUUUGUUGUUGUUUUGUCAUUCUAUCGAAUUCUUCAACAGUUUUAUAAACUGUGUGUUUGUUAAUUCUUCCACUUCCUUGUAGAGCAAUCGGAUCCGAUUGGUCCGGAAUACGCCAACCUGCAUACUAUCUUUUCCAUGAUCCGAUCACAGGUACCGGCACCGCACCAAACACGCGUUGCGCCUUGAGCUUCAUGACGCACGCUAGGCAAGAGGUCAUUCAGGAGAUUCCGAUCGUCAACCCAACGCCCAACGACUGGAACAUCAAGGCCGUCUUCACUUAUCCGCCCAGUACUCAAUAAACAUUUGGUUUGACUUUCAUUAGCAUUCGCUAGGCAGUUUGUUUAGCAGUCUUCAGUUCUUGGUUAGGUUGGUAAACAUCAUAUUGAAGACUGACAUUUUUCUUGUGCUGAGAUAGACCUCGUGUAAUUCCACAACACCAAACUCUAGCAGCCGAGACGGGAGAGAAGUUCUUUGCUGGUAACAAUAGUAUUACCGCAACCAAGGCAGUGGGCGGCCAAGCUAGCACCACCUACUACGAGUUGAAGUUCAAGCCGCAUUGGGUGUGCGAGCAGGUGUGCCACUUGGCGUUGGUCAACGAGGGAGCGAAUGAAACGUAUUUAGUUUUGGUUUGAUGUUGAUGAUGUUGGUUCUUUGGAAGGUCUAGUGUCAGCGAUGCAGUUUCGUAGAGUGAGUUGCUUGUUGUUGUCUUGUUUUCAUCCUAGACCACACAGGCAGGAUUCAUAUCAUUGAAAUUGGCUCUCUCUUCACUAAACUACCCUUACCUGAUCGUUCUAAUAAUAAUUGCUGUGGUUUAUCCACUUGUUUCUCCCCACGACCAGAUACGAAUACGAGCUGACCGGAAAGGGCGAAGAGCCUCUAGCUGAGGACCACGUCAUAAUAAUGUGUCAGGCUAGAGAGAGGACCGACCACGAGUUCUCGGUACGCAACUACGGACAGAGAGAGACGACCUUUGAAGUUGAGUCUGACAUUCUCCACAUCUCCGGUCCCUCUAGUGUGCGUGCUGCUCCUGGGGAGACGGUGGGUUACAACCUCUCCUUCUUGCCUUUGCAGGCUGGUAACGUGACAGGAUGUGUCAUGUUUAGGGAUAGCAACACGGGACACUUCAGCUGGUACACAGUGGAGGUGAGGACGAGCCCUUCAAAGCCGCAACAGGUAUUGCAGACAUUAAAAUUGCUUUGACGAUGUACAGGUAACUGAUUCUCUAUAAUGUUUCCUGCCGUCCACUCCAAGCAAUCGGUCGUUUUCCAUGUUUUUUGACCAAAACAACAUUCUAAGUACCACCUUUACUUCCACUUCCAGGCUCUCUGCCUCACUUGCGUCGUGCGACAAGCCAUUGCAGUCGAUAUUCAGCUUGUCAACCCAUUGGAUGAUGUGAUCGUUUUCGACGUGACGCUUGUCGGCGAUGGUCUUCUCGGAGAGUCAGAAUUCGUCCUAGCACCAAAGGAGACCGCCACCUACGAGUUGGUCUUUUCGCCAUUCAUGCCAGCCAAGAAGAAGGGCCAAGCUAUUUUCGUUUCGGAUAGAGUAGGUGAGUUCUGGUACGACCUGGAGCUGAUCGCGGAACCGGCUCCGCCAACUCAACUCCCCAGUUUCGAAUGCGAGUUGGGCCAACACGCGUCGACGGAGGUCAUUAUCGAGAACCCUACUGGAAAGGAACUCACUCUCAAAGCAAAGAGCACGAACAAGAUCAACUUCAAGGUCAUGCAGAGUGCAGUGUUUUUGCAACCGUUCGGACAGACAGCAGUGGAGAUCCGCUACUUCCCAUCUAGUAUCGACAGUGUCGAAGAAGCGACGAUUACUCUCGAGAACCCGACAGUCGGCAGUUGGGUCUACCAAGUGCAGGGCAAAGGCUUAGCGCCAAGAGACGCGAAAGAAAUCGUCGUAGUUUCCCAAGUUCAACGCGCAACUAGCACUACGAUCAACUUCAAAAAUCCCUUUUUGGAGGCGAUUCAAGCACUCGUUGUACUCGAAACAAAGGCACCGAAGAACGUGUUUAGUUUGCUGAACAAGAAGGCCAGAUUACCAGUGGCACCCUUGGGCACAGUGCAGAUACCUGUGCAGUUUAACCCCUCAAACAUGGACGAGCAGACAGCGCGAGUCAUAGUCAGCGUUUUACCAUCAUCGGGGAAGAGCUCCUUGACAGCGAGUAGCGCGACAGCAGCAUCAUUGGACGCAGGAAACAUGAUGAGCUGGACAUAUCUGAUAAAAGGUACUGCUCUACUAGUUGAAAAGUUUCUGAAGAUGUUGUGUUUCUUCUGAGUCUUAUAAAUCAAAGUGCAAUGAUCAAAGUCGAUGAAUGUAUGAAAUGAAAUAUGAUGGUGAAGAAAAGGGCAAUACAACAUGGUAGUUCUCUUACUCUUAAGCCAGACUCAUCGUAAAUCUAUCUCUCUUCCCUUCCACCAGGUGUCGCCGAAGCUCCCGUCUCUAGUCAAGUGCACACGUUCAAGGUGCAGAGCAGAGAAGCGAUGGACCAGCAGUACGCUUUCCCGCUUAUCGGCUUGGACCUAGGCGCAAACGAAAGCCCCCUAGACCUCUUGAGGUGUGAGAUCGAGUUUCAGGGUAGUGGCGUCUUCGAGCAACUCGUGAACCGGUGUUUCAGCAUUGAAAUUUCCGAUAACCAAGACGUGGAGAGCAACAAGCCCAGGAGUUCGCAAACAGAUCGAUCAAACGCCAACACUGGAGCAAAUGCGAGUAGCAGUGCUGUAGCGAACAUUGGAGGAGAUAAGUCGGGAGCGAAUGGAACGCCAGUGAUAUUAUGGAGAAUGGAUGAAUAUUUAUUUGAUUCAUUAGAUAGAAGAUGUACUUGUUCAGAGUGCUAAUUAUUCAUGGAUUUGACGAUCGUCGCUCAAUAUUCAAUGAUCCCCCAAUAAUUUGUAGGAGCGUCCCGUUCUUCUCCCUCUCUAAUCCCCAUGCGCGUGCAAUUUGCCCCUUUGCGGCCCUUCUCUACCAACGCUUUCUUGGUCUUUUCAAAGCUGAAGGGUGGCGGUCGGUGGCGCUUCAACCUAGCCUUAGAAGCACAAGAGCCGCCAGUGGAUGACAUAAUCGAAAUCGAAUCUCCAUUGAACAAGCCUGCUAGUGUAGCGUUCAAGCUGUGGAAUCAUAGUGCUAGUUACGCCGAAUUCGACGCGUUUUUUGACAGUGAUAGUGCGGCUGAAUUCUCUGUGUCACCGACACAAGGAGUGCUAGAACCAGCAGGUAAUCCGAUGGGAACGACUUUUGUCGUCUCCUACCGACCAACAGAAUACGGCAAGCAAGUGCAAGGCCGAUUGGUGAUCCAGACAGAAGAUGUGAUGUGGAGUUACCUGGUGAAGGGAUUGCAUCCGAAGUACGUUGCGCCAGUGAUCGACAAGCCGAGGAUCUCGACAAGGCUGAGUCGGGAUCUGGCAGCACAGUUAGGGGGUGGACAUCAGAGAAAGAACUUCAUCAAAACCAACAUUUCGGCAACGAAGUCUUUGGCUGCUUUGCAAGGUGGGAGAGAGAACCCUGGAGGUGGUUUGCCGACGUUGCCGGAGAACUAG
Messenger RNA from Amoebophrya sp. A25, 12071 nucleotides. The record is from the annotation of a GenBank genome assembly. Lineage: Eukaryota; Dinophyceae; Syndiniales; Amoebophryaceae.